AUGCACGCGUAUUGCUUGAUGAAAUGUCAAUGUGGGUUUUGUUUGUUUGGCUAUGCUUGGUUGGAAACUUAUAUUCUAAAAUGGAUCUUACAGUUCUUGGAGAAUGGGCUUGGUGGUGAUGGAACUCUUCUACAGACUAGUCAUUCAUUGGAUGACAAAAUUCCUGUUCCUGGAGUGAAUUCUGACCCUAGAUUGAUGAGUGAAUUUGAUGUUACCAGAAGCACAGCCCAUUUUUGUGCUGCUACUAUUGAAAACUUUGAACAAGUUUUUGAUGGUAUACUUGAAGGUCAAGUUCUUCCGUCCAAGUUAACAAGGAUGAUGAUAUCUGUUAACGCCCUACCCUUGUCAACUUAUGCUCUCAAUGAUAUCUUAGUUGCACAUCCAUGUCCUGCAUCACUUUCAGGUUUCCUUCAGGUAAAAUCUUUCCUGGGAGAAAUUAAAACUCUUCAACUCAUACAUUUUGUUAAUUUCAAAUGA
Molecule: messenger RNA, 477 nt
Organism: Sphenostylis stenocarpa
Lineage: Eukaryota; Viridiplantae; Streptophyta; Magnoliopsida; Fabales; Fabaceae
Source: the annotation of a GenBank genome assembly